AUGACCAAUCAACAACAAAAACUAUUAUGCGAGUAUGAGAGAGAUCACCAAGGAUGCACUCAACAAGAUUUGGUGAAGUGGAUUGGCAAAACUUUUGAUUUGAAAGUUAGUCAAGGAACAAUAUCAAACACUCUUAAGAGAUCAUCGGAGUUCCUAUCGGCUAACGUUGACAAAGAUGGAUCUUCCAAGCGUCACAAAGCAGCCAAUUAUCCGGACAUGGAGAAAGUUGUUUAUGAAUGGUUUCUACAACAUCAAGAGUGUGUGAAUAUAACAAGGGUGUUAAUCAUAAAGAAGACGGUUGAGACGUUUGUGAGAUUGAGAACUUGA
Messenger RNA from Lactuca sativa (garden lettuce), 327 nucleotides. RefSeq names its product ARS-binding protein 1. The record is from RefSeq and is a predicted model, not a curated record. NCBI's taxonomy places the organism in Eukaryota, Viridiplantae, Streptophyta, Magnoliopsida, Asterales, Asteraceae.